UUUUUCAUCGCAAACGAGCGAAACAUUAGGAAAGGGAAGGUAGUCAUUAUUAGAUUGUAGCGGCUACCGCCGCUGCAGAAUUUUAUAUUGCGCCCUUUACAACCCCCGGGCGGUAGACAAAAUGUAUUCGGUGAAAGUGUGAAAAGUCCGUUGGAAAAGAUUCAUUCAGGCGUCGAGCGCGCAUGACCGUGUUUUUCAUUCAAACCGCCCUUCAGUCCCGCUGAAACUCUAACCCGAGCGCACGCUAGGGUCGUUCCGCCGCUCGAUUCGAUUUUCGAACUAAUUUAAAUGAAUCGCUGUCAGACAAGUUGCCGGCCGUAACUUUUUAAAGUGGAAAGUGUCGUGUUCGAGGAGCCGGUUUGCUUUUUCUAGUGUCUGUUCGAUUUUUAAAGUUUUGUUUCAGUGUUUUUGUUUUGUUUUAGUUGGUUUUUCAGUGUUUUUUGUAAAACCGGUAUUCAGCUGAAAGUGUGAACAAGUGAAACGCGGUGUCAAAUUGAAUUAUGUGAAAAAUUCCAAAAAGUGUGAUUUCUUAGUCAACAUAUUAUUUAGCUAGUUUAUUUUAGUGAUUCAGAUAAUCUUAACUAAAUAUCAAGUGAUAAUCCGUGCUCCUCCUAAUUAUUUUAAUAAAAAUAAGUUUUAAUGCCGUGCCGGUACAAUUUUAACUAGAGCCCUCCAUUUUGAACAAGUCAAUUAAGUUUAAAUCGUGCUCAAAAUAGUGAAAACUUUGUACAUUCGAUAAACUAUAAACAACAACAGAUAUCUCUCAAAGUUGUGCUUAAAAGUUAAAGUGUAAUUAAUGCUCGUAGAAAAAAGAGAUUAGAACAAACCACACCUCUCAAGUCAAAGGUGUCUAUUGUGAGUUGAUGCCGCCACCAUUUCGAACCUCUGCUCGUCGGGCAGCGCGCGCUCGGGCUCGCUACGAUGGCUCGGCCUGAGGUUAUGCGAUGAGGGCGAGAUGGACGAGCCCAGCGCCGCCAAGCGGCCGUCCGUGCUGACCAUCGACCGCGCCGCCUUUCUGCUGCUGCGCGUCAAGCGCGCCUUCAAGAAGAAGCGUCAGCUAAGGAAGGAUAAACAUGCUGCGGCGGCCGCGGCGGCGGCGGAGGCACUCGGCGCGUGCCGGCGCGCCCCUCCCCCACUCUUGCGCUCGCGCACCCUCCCCGCCAUCGUGGUGCCCGGCCUCUCCAUCCUGCACGCGCAGAUCGACCCCGCCAAGAACGACCUAACUCAAAGCCAGCUGCUAUGCCGCGGCGUGUCGAGCCACAAAGUGUGCGGGCUGCGCGCGCAGACGCCGCGCAUCUCGUUCACGAGCAAGGACGAGGAUGCGCACGAGUUGCGUCGGAAGAGUGCGAGCAGCAGGCUCGGGAGCUCGCCGCGCACGAGCAUCGCCAGCGACGAGCAACAUGGGAUCGUGUUAAGGGUCCCAGGGACAACCCCUCGCGGCUCAGUGUCCAGCACUGGCAGCUCGCGGCUAGCGCGGCUGCUGACGCAGGGGCUCGUGGCUGACACGGCUGCUGAUGCAGGGGGUGCAGGGGGAGGAACCGAGAGAUGCCCCUCGGAGGCUCAUUUGGGAGAAGUAAGAAUCCCCCUGAGGCUCACAAGGCUCAGUGUCCCUGGCAGCUCGCGGCUGACGAGGCAGCUGACGCAGAGGGUACGGAGGAGGAACUGA
Molecule: messenger RNA, 1666 nt
Organism: Cydia fagiglandana
Lineage: Eukaryota; Metazoa; Arthropoda; Insecta; Lepidoptera; Tortricidae
Exons: 6
Coding region: 956-1666 (236 amino acids)
Source: RefSeq, a predicted model, not a curated record